Molecule: messenger RNA, 1737 nt
Organism: Scophthalmus maximus (turbot)
Lineage: Eukaryota; Metazoa; Chordata; Actinopteri; Pleuronectiformes; Scophthalmidae
Gene: bean1
Product: brain expressed, associated with NEDD4, 1
Exons: 5
Coding region: 227-1006 (259 amino acids)
Source: RefSeq, a predicted model, not a curated record
GAAGGGGGAGGAGCUCCAGACCCAGUCUGGGAUGUUGCUGCUGCUCCUCUCAGUGAUGUGAAGCGACGUUGAGGAGCUGAUGAAGAGUUCCUGUCUGCGCGUGGACACAUAUUUAUAUUCAUAUUUGCAGUGGGAUAUACAGUAGCUCUGUGUGGUACGAGAGCAGUUGGAGUUGGCGUCCUGCCUGUUGAGAUGUGCCAGUAGGAAACGCUGUGAACAGGGGUUCAUGCUGAUGAAAUUGAUCUGCUCAGUGAGCUCCAACCAGAGCCAUGGGGAGUACCCAGACUGCCGCAGUGAGAGGGAGUCGGGAGGGGAGGCGUCUCUGCUGGUGUCUCCGCUGGUGGUGGCCGGGAUCGUUAUAGGCCUGGUCCUCUUCCUCUCCUGCCUCACCAUCAUCGUCGGCAGCCUGCGCAAGGACAGCCGCCUCCGAAACCCGCAUCUCUACGGACCAGAUUUUUCCUAUGGAGGGUCAGUGGGAGAACUGAGGUCGACCUGCAUAGAAGACUUCCCACCCGGUUUAGACUUCGACUCGUACAGAGAGACUCUAUCGCAGGUCAACAGCCUCUACCCGGACUCGCCCCCGCGUUACGAUGAGUGCGUUGGCUUGACUCCCAUCUACAUACCUACAGAUGACCCCCCUCCCUACUCCCUGUUCGACCCCUGCCAGCGAGGGCCAGAGCAGCAGGAGGAGGAGGAGCAGCCCUACAGCACCGGUCCGGAUCCCUCUCCGCACCGCGGGGAGACCUCAGCCAGCGCCGGCUGGUUCUCCCCCUCCCCCUCCCUCUCGCCGCUGGGUCUGUGGGAGCGGGAGCGGCAACACAUCGCAUCCAUCUCCUUCCCCCUGGAGGCGGCGCCACCUUAUGAGUCGGUGUUGGCCGAGCAGGGACACCCCCUCCCCCUCGUGCCGUGUGACCUCUAUAAACACCAGACGUCAGAGAGGGUGGUGGGGGGCGGCGGCGGCGGCGGCGGCGGCUCCCAGCAACCGGGGGCGAGCCACAUCUUGUAGGACGGUUAAUUUGUUUCCUUCACCUGCGCCGUCGGUCGUCCCCAGUUGAGGCAAGCAACACUUGUGACGCGGGGAGCAGCUGUGACACCAAACAAUGGACACUAAUGAGAUGCACACGUCUUCUCCCACACAGUCGCUAACACCUGAUGAGGCCGAACGUCGGCGCCUCAGCGGACCGACGUGCAGCCAGGACCACCCCCCCCCCCCUGCUUUCUGGACAGAAACAAAAUCUGGGUUGCGUUGAACUGUAAAGUUUCUGAAAUGACAAAACGUAACUUCCUGAAACAAAAAGGUUCGUCGUCCCACCGAUGCUCUUUCGGGACGAUGACUCCAUCCAGUGUCAACACUAUUUGUCUACUUCACGUCUUUUCCCCCAUGUUUUGAUUGUUAUUCCUUGUACGAAAUACUCACAUUUAUUCGUCAUACUGUAGUGGACAGCGAAGCCGACUUCGUAGGGUGUUUGUAGGAGAAAGACUCUUUAGCAGUGUAGUUGAAGAUAUAUACACACAAGCACACGAGAGAGCCCCCCCCCCCCCCCAUUUAUUUUAGUACGAUCCUCACCUAUCUAUACAUUUUCACGAUGUUUUUGGAAGAAGGUAUUCUUGGCUUUCUUCUGUUUCUUCGUGUUUGGUAGAAUCCUUAACAACCAGCCACGUGUAAACAUUUUCAUCUAGUCCACUGUUGCUCCAAUUGUCGUAACUCUUUUUUAUCAAGGGCUCUGGUUUAAAUAU